Messenger RNA from Capsella rubella, 1326 nucleotides. Its product is annotated as phenolic glucoside malonyltransferase 2. The coding region runs from base 1 to 1326 and encodes 441 amino acids. The record is from RefSeq and is a predicted model, not a curated record. NCBI's taxonomy places the organism in Eukaryota, Viridiplantae, Streptophyta, Magnoliopsida, Brassicales, Brassicaceae. The transcript has a single exon.
AUGACGCUACACAUCACUGAGACUGUCCGAGUCACCCCAGCAGCUGACUCAAACUCUGUCCUCUCAAUCCCUUUAACUUUCUUUGACCUACCUUGGCUACUAUUCCAACCUGUUAAACGUGUCUUCUUCUACAAACUCAAAGAGUCGACUCGUGAGCAUUUCAACUCCAUUAUCCUCCCUAAGCUUAAGCUCUCUCUCUCCCUUGUCCUUUGCAACUACGUCCCUCUCACUGGCCACAUCACAUGGAACAUAAACGAACCCAAACCAAGCAUCGUGGUCGGUCCAAACGACGCUGUUUUGGUUACUAUAGCCGAGAGUGAAGCCGACUUUUCAAAUCUUUCAGGCUUUGGACAACGUCCUGUCUCUGAGUUACAUGCCUUGCUUCCCAAGUUACCAGUUACGGAUGACUCAGCCACAGCCUUCUCCAUACAAAUCACAUUGUUCCCGAACCAAGGUUUCUCCAUCGGCGUUGCAGCACACCACGCCGUUUUAGACGGGAAAACGUCAAGCACGUUCAUCAAAACUUGGGCUCAUAUCACCAAACAACAACUUGAGAACGUCCCGGAGAGUCUAGUUCCAUCUUAUGACAGGUCGUUGAUCAAAGAUCCCACAGGACUCGAUGAAAAGAUGAUAGAGAUGGUGAGAUCUCUCAAACAAGAUAAAACCAAAGUUGUCUUAAGCUUGAUUCCAUUUCCCGCAAAAGAACUUGGAGAUGACGUUGUCUUGGCCACGCUCGUGCUCUCUAAGGAUAACAUCGAGAGACUUAAAGAACGAGUCAAGAACUUGUCUACUUUUGUCAUUGCGUACGCUUACACGUGGACAUGCUACGUGAAGGCACGUGGAGGAGAUGGAGAGAGAUCAGUGAGUUUACUCUUCGUAGGAGAUUUUAGAGAACGUUUGGAUCCGAAGCUUCCGACAACUUACUUCGGAAACUGCAUGUUUCCGGUGGGUUGUUAUAACCGUAAGGCGUCGGAGUUUAUGGUAGAGAAAGGGUUUGUUACGGCGGUUGAGAUACUUAGUGAUUUGGUCAAAGGGUUGACUUCAAGAAAGGUAGAGACUAUAGCGGACUCCUUUGUGGAAGCAUUUGGUUAUCAGAGUUGGAGUACACAGUUUGUGACCGUAGCCGGGUCAACCCGGUUGGGAGUAUACGAGGCGGAUUUCGGGUGGGGAAGACCCGUUAAGGUUGAUAUUGCCUCUAUUGACCAAGGUGCGAUAUCGAUGGCAGAGCGACGUGAUGAAACGGGUGGCGUGGAGAUUGGAAUGUGUCUGAAAAAGACAGAAAUGAACAUGGUCGUGUCUUUUUUCAACAUUGGUUUACAAAGCUAA